Molecule: messenger RNA, 1498 nt
Organism: Suillus paluster
Lineage: Eukaryota; Fungi; Basidiomycota; Agaricomycetes; Boletales; Suillaceae
Exons: 16
Coding region: 312-1325 (337 amino acids)
Source: RefSeq, a predicted model, not a curated record
AGUGUUUUGUUUAGGUUACAAGAUCGGGUUCGAAAGUUCGAUCUCUGCGACCUUUCGGAGCAUGCACGCUGGCGAUCCGCAUCGGAUUAAAUAAUAUUCCUGAUACGUUUGUCUGUUCCAUUUUGUAUGCUUCUCAUGAUCCAUGCGGAAGUCCGACUGUGUCACAACGGGAACGAUAUCCCACUGCCAGCACCAGAGAGCAUAAUAAUGCAUCACGUCACAGUCUUACAGAUGCGGCAAUAUGCUGCUCACUCCAUGCGCCUGAAAUAUAGAGGACUUACAGUUGUUGGAAGAUUUGAUUCAGUCGACAAAUGUCCUCCUCAAUGUAUGACCCAUUACCACGAAUCGACCUCGGGGCUACAUACGGAGCAUUGUUUAUUGGAGCCAUCGUUGCAGCACUUCUCUUUGGUCUAACUAACAUUCAAGCUUUUAUCUACUUUCAGACGCAUGCGGGAAAACGGACAACAUUCUAUAAGCUAGUGGUCUUCUGGCUUUGGGUACUUGAUGCUAUGCACCUGGCGUUGAUUGUCCAUUCCGUCUAUUAUUAUGUGGUGACCAACUUCGGGAACAUCAGUGUGCUCAUAGAAGUUGUAUGGAGUUUUAAACUUCAGAUGGUACUCAACAUUCUCAUUGCCUAUGGGACACAUCUUCUUUAUGCUCAUCGAAUAUGGAUAGUUGGCAGAGACAGAUCAAGAGCUUUCCUCAUAAUACCGGCCAUAGUUGUUGUCCUAGGUUCAGGUGUUGCCCUCACCCUGAUUUGGAUAGUAUACGAUCCGUAUAUGAAUGUGACUAUACUCCAAUGGCCAACGUUCCUGGCUUUGAGCACGGCUGCUCUUCUCGAUACACUUGAUACAUCCUCGCUGUGUUAUCUCCUCGCUACCUCCCGCACUGGGUACAUUGACACUGAUUCCUUCAUCACAAGACUCAUUGGUUACAGCAUUUAUAGCGGCUGUCUGACAAGUAUAUGCUCAAUGGCGUCUAUCAUUACAUGUGCAGUGAUGCCAAAGAACUUCAUCUUCCUCAGUCUUCAAUUUUUGAUGGCUAAACUUUAUGUCAACUCGUACAUCGCACUCCUGAAUGCGCGGCACUACACACAGUCCAACGUGAACACCACUAAUUUUUCCGAACUUCGUGGGUGCCACAGUGACUCCCUCACUGGCACGCAUAAUGCGUCGCAAGAGAAACUUCGGAAGAACGUGUUUUCUUAUCCCGACCGUGAAGUAGUGCUUCCCAUUCGACCUAUUCAGGCUGCCAUGGUCAGUAGUUGCGUUACUGUGGAUGAGGACCUAAUGACAUGCUUCAGUCGCACCAGCCGAUUUGAGUGACGGCGGAGACGGAGACAAUUACUUGAUAGAUUGUCUAUCCGUCUGGGCACGAGUAGAUUUUUGAGUUUCUAGAUUACCAGUCCAUCGGAUUUUAUUACAGCUCUUUGCAUAAAGGAUGGCACCGGCGUGAAAUUUUCGCUCAAUUAGGAAAUGUUAGACUUAGUGAAAUUUUG